AUGUCCAGCGAUGUUGAUCUCACCUUUGGCGUUGAACUCGAGUUCAUCGUCGUGUAUCACGAGCUCGCCUUUGAAACCUGCGCUCCGGACCGGGACGAGCGACUCGGUGACCCAUUCGUAUCCGCCAUACCGGCCAUCAUGUCUUGCAUGGAGCGUGCUGGUAUCGGUGCGAUGCUCAGCGAUGAUGAUUACGACGAGGAAGAUUAUCGCACGGCUUUGUCGCAGCCAUCAGGCAAGCGAUACCGGAAAUGGACUGUGAGCAGGGACAUUUGCGAACUGUCGAGAGGCGAGCGUGCACACUUGCCACCAGGCUAUUUGGAGGAGACCGUGGAGUUGUCCAGUCGUGUGUUUGCUUUCAAUGACGGUGACUCCCACCGGGAGCUGGCUAGCAUCCUGAACGUGCUGAACAAGAUGAAGGUCGAAUACGGCUGCGAGAUUUUCACUAACUCGACUACAGGUCAUCAUGUCCACAUUGGCCGCCGAGAUGGUGCCGAGCUGCCGCUGCAGCUCUGCAAAAGGAUCUUUCAGUUGGGGACGGCGCACGAGCGGAACAUCGAUGCGAUGCACAUGGCAAGUCGUGUGAUUGCUCCUGUUUCCGCAAAGCGGUUCACCAAUGACCUGCUGCCGCUCUACAUGCCACCCUCAGCUAUUCAUCGACACGCGACAUGCGACACCCCGGGUGCCAAUCUUUUCGAAUGGCUCGAGCGGAUUGAGCGCGUGGGGUCUCUUGAAGCGCUCAAAACCAUGUUCAUGGUGAGCUUGAAGAGGAGGACUGUCACAGGCCACUUUUCGGCAUACAACUUCGACAACCUGGGAGAAGGUAUCAAGAACACCGUCGAGUUCCGUCAGCAUGCUGGUACUCUGGAUCGGGUCGAGAUCUUUGCCUGGGUGUCCUUCGUGUGUCGCUUCGUUCAGUACUGCAGUCAAACCCCGGAUGUCCAGUUCGUGCACUUGUCAUGUCGGGCCACUGAUCUGGACUUCAAGCUAAUCGAUUUCCUCAUCGCUCUUGACGUUCACACUGACGUGCUCAUGCACUACAAUCGCGAUGGUGGUGAAGCUCUGCUGGGUAUCAUACCAUCGAGAUCCACAUAUCAGCUGGAUGCAUCCUUCAACGAUCUCAUUGCCCAGAAUGACCACGAACAAGAGCAAAACAUUGCUCCGGAGACAGUCGACGAUAUCAUCGCGCGGAAAAGUGCUCCAGGCGUGGGCACUGGUGUAAGCUUUCUGGGGCUGAUCCCCAGCGCUGGCGUGGUGCACUGCCACGAAUCUGAGCACAUUCGACAACUCCUGGAGAAGGCUUACCAGCGAGCGCAGCGAACAGAGCAUCUACCCGACGAGCAAAGUAACGCCACCAUCGGCUUUGAAGGGUACGCUCGCGCUCUCGUCUUCGAGAAGCUUUCAUCGAUCUAUGCUGAUCAAGAGUCGGGGGCUGAACGUGCUGUUCAACACCAUCUGGCAGACUGGCUGUGA
Molecule: messenger RNA, 1470 nt
Organism: Fulvia fulva
Lineage: Eukaryota; Fungi; Ascomycota; Dothideomycetes; Mycosphaerellales; Mycosphaerellaceae
Exons: 1
Coding region: 1-1470 (489 amino acids)
Source: RefSeq, a predicted model, not a curated record